AAGCGGCGGCGCGCCUGCGCGUUCCCGCUCCGCUCUCUCUCUCUCCGCGUGCGGCUCUCGGCUCCCUCAGCGCGCACCAUGGCUCAUGUCGUUGACACCAAACUGUACGACAUUCUCGGGGUUUCUCCCAGCGCCUCGGAGAACGAGCUUAAAAAGGCUUACCGGAAACUAGCAAAAGAAUAUCACCCUGACAAGAACCCAAAUGCAGGAGACAAGUUUAAGGAGAUCAGCUUUGCGUACGAAGUUCUAUCUAACCCAGAGAAGAAGGAGCUGUAUGACCGCUAUGGGGAGCAGGGGCUGCGGGAAGGGGGCGGAGGAGGUCCGGGAAUGGAUGACAUCUUCUCCCACAUCUUUGGUGGUGGUCUUUUUGGCUUCAUGGGCGGUCAGAGUCGCAGCCGGAACGGCGGCAGGCGGAGAGGAGAGGACAUGGUUCACCCUCUCAAGGUGUCUCUUGAAGACGUGUACAAUGGAAAAACAACCAAAUUACAGCUGAGCAAGAAUGUUUUGUGUAGCACUUGUAAUGGCCAGGGUGGAAAAAGUGGUGCAGUCCAGAAGUGUACGACCUGUAGGGGGCGUGGUAUGCGCAUCAUGAUCAGACAGCUGGCUCCUGGCAUGGUCCAACAGAUGCAGUCGGUCUGCACUGACUGCAACGGUGAAGGUGAGGUGAUCAGUGAGAAAGACCGCUGUAAAAAGUGUGAGGGGAAGAAGGUGGUGAAGGAGGUGAAGAUUCUGGAGGUGCACGUGGACAAAGGCAUGAAGCACGGACAGAAAAUCACCUUCGGAGGAGAGGCAGACCAAGCACCAGGAACAGAGCCUGGAGAUAUCGUCCUAGUCCUGCAAGAGAAGGAGCAUGAGACAUACAAAAGAGACGGCCACGACUUGCACAUGACCCAUAAGAUUGGCCUCGUCGAAGCACUUUGUGGAUUUCAGUUCACUCUGAAACAUUUGGAUGGCAGACAGAUUGUGGUGAAGUAUCCAGCUGGAAAAGUCAUCGAGCCAGGUUCCGUCAAGGUUGUGAGAGGGGAGGGCAUGCCGCAGUACCGUAACCCCUUCGAGAAGGGAGACCUGUUCAUCAAGUUUGACGUUCAGUUUCCCGACAACAACUGGAUUAGCCCAGAAAAACUAGCAGAACUGGAGGAUUUGCUGCCCAUGCGUUCAGAUCCUCCCGUCGUCACCGGUGAGACAGAGGAAGUCGACCUGCAAGACUUCGAUAUGAGCCAGAGCUCCUCUGGCGGCCACCGCCGCGAAGCCUACAACGACAGCUCCGACGAAGAGGGCGGCCAUCAUGGCCCUGGGGUGCAGUGUGCCCACCAGUAAGCCCCGAACCAUAACCAUACCAACCUGUCUGGCUCCAGCAAGGGAGCCGAAAAUGUUCUAGUUGCACAACAUCACAAACAAGGUGUUGGUUUUUCUUCUGAUCUGAUUGGGGUCUGCCUUAAACAGUGAGAAAUUACGUGACCUAUGAUCAGCUGCCUUCCCCGUAGUACACGCACAUGCAUAAUGAGCCCGUCUGUACUCCCCAUCCAUCCUCCCCAGCAACUCUCCCAGUUAGGCUCCACCCACAGGCAACCCCACAUCAGAUGGGGAGGAAAAAAAAGGUAAUUUCUCUUUUACUUGGUGUGUAACUUUGGCAUUUGUUUUUUUGUUGUCAUAGUAUUUAGAGUUUAAUUUAAAACUAACCACAUCACGCAGUUUUGGCCUUGGACUUGAGCCCUUUUUAUUUGAGAAGAGCAAGUUUGUAAAGAAAGCGAGAGUAAAAGAGAGAGGUCCUUUGAAUAAAUAAAAGAAGAAAAAACACCUUUGGGACAUUUACAUUUUUAGGUUUGUAUGUAUCUGUGCUUGAUUUUUACCACUUUUUUUUUUUUUUUUCUUCUUUGUAGGUUUUUACUUUGUUUUCCUUUCUAUUAUAUUUUAAGAAAUUUGAGCGAGAGACUACAACAUUGUGUGUAAAAUUAAAGUGAUUGUCAUUUAAGCUUUAUCAGCUGCUGUCACACGCCAAGUGUGAUGUAUUAUUAUAAACUAGUUGAAACAAAUCAAAUGCCUGUAUCUGUUUUCAGCCGAGGUGCAUGUUGAGCGCUUUGUCCCUGCAUUGAUAAAACAUCCAAAUUGGAACUGUGUUUAAGUCCUAAUGGGAACGAGCGAGGGGGGAGGGGGGGGCAAAAAGAGAGAAAGAGGCUGUAGGCGUAUAACUUCUGUGAAAAGUUUAUGAAGUUGUUAAAUAAAACAUUCAGUAUCUAUACAAGA
Molecule: messenger RNA, 2244 nt
Organism: Astyanax mexicanus (Mexican tetra)
Lineage: Eukaryota; Metazoa; Chordata; Actinopteri; Characiformes; Acestrorhamphidae
Gene: dnaja2a
Product: DnaJ heat shock protein family (Hsp40) member A2a
Exons: 9
Coding region: 79-1317 (412 amino acids)
Biological process (GO): protein refolding; response to heat
Cellular component (GO): cytoplasm; cytosol
Molecular function (GO): Hsp70 protein binding; ATP binding
Source: RefSeq, a predicted model, not a curated record